Molecule: messenger RNA, 3641 nt
Organism: Ochotona princeps (American pika)
Lineage: Eukaryota; Metazoa; Chordata; Mammalia; Lagomorpha; Ochotonidae
Gene: ZNF445
Product: zinc finger protein 445
Exons: 6
Coding region: 132-3236 (1034 amino acids)
Biological process (GO): regulation of DNA-templated transcription
Source: RefSeq, a predicted model, not a curated record
AGUGACUUCUGGUGUCGCGGUACGUGGCGUUGUCUCCUGCCGUGCUGAGAGGACGCUCCCGAGGACACUGCAGCAGCACAGUGAAAGCGGUCCUGUUUUGAGCUCUGCUGGACAGACCCUAGUCAGGAGUGAUGCCUCCAGGCAGGUGGUACACGGUCCAUCCUGCCCAGGCCCAGGCCUCAAGGGAGCGUGGGCGCUUUCAGGUGGUCAAGAAAGAGUAUGAGGAUGAAGGCUACGUGUCAGUACAGCCUGCCAGGCCACAGACACUCAACCGUCCUGGCCAGGAGCUGUUCCGACAGCUCUUCAGGCAGCUUCAAUACCAUGAGUCUUCUGGACCCCUAGAAACACUGAGCCGGCUCCGGGAGCUCUGCCGCUGGUGGCUGCGGCCUGAUGUUCUCUCCAAGGCCCAGAUGCUGGAGCUGCUGGUGCUGGAGCAGUUCCUGAGCAUCCUGCCCGCGGAGCUGCGGACCUGGGUGCAGCUGCAUCGCCCCGAGAGUGGUGACGAGGCUGUGGCCCUGCUGGAGGAACUGCAGAAGGAUUCUGAUGGGACUUCGUGGAGGGACCCAGGCCCUGUCCAGAGCCAAGAUGUGCAUUGGAUGGGUACAGGAGCCCUGCGAGCCACAAAGCUAUGGCCCCCUGCUUCACCUCUCAGGAGUGGUCCUGCUCCGGGGGACCAGCUGGAGCCUCCCUAUGAAAUAGGAGUGCGUGACUUCCUGGCUGGGCAAUCCGAUCCCCAUGCUGCCCAGGUGCCUUCCCUUUCCCAGAGAGAGGGGAGCCCUGGGGACCAAGCGAAGGCAACAAGUUCCCCACCAGCCCAGCCCCAGGCAAUUUUGACUUUCAAGGACGUGGAGGUGAUCUUCUCCCAGGAUGAGUGGGCAUUGCUGGACUCGGCUCAGCGGAACCUGUACAGGGAUGUGAUGCUAGAGAAUUACGGGAACGUGGCUUCUCUGAUGGGACCAUUCUCCAAACCUGCUCUGAUCUCCUGGUUGGAAUCAAGGGAACCGUGGGGCCCGAAUGUCCAGGAACCCCAAGCUAAGAGAGGGCCAGCUGAUGCUCCCACUGGAAGUGAGCUCCAGAUUCAAACAGACAAGUUCAUCUUAAAACAGGAGCCUUUGGAAGAAGCAGAAACCUGUGCUGUGUUAGCGGUGUGUCCUGUAAUCAGUGUUUCUGAGGGAACAGAACUGCAAGAAUCUUCUGAGCCAAAGAACAGGUUAAAUGAACAGUGUGGAGAUGUCGUACAAGUGGAAGAUAAAAAAGAGGAGACUGAUUGCAGUGACGGGUAUAGAAAGGAACCACAAAUACUAGGAGGAGGGAAUAGUGGUGAGGUGAAACAUGUUACCUAUAUGCCAGUUUCCAAAAGAAAGCAGUCCCUGAGGCAUGGCUGUGGCAGAUACUUCAGAACGAGUUCACACCAUUAUGACUACAAGAAACAUGGGAAAGCGCACAGACUCAUGCUUGGGAGCUUCAGCCUACAUCAGAGAAUGCAUGCUGGGCUCAAAGGGAACGAGAAGGAUCUGUGUGGAAAAGGCUUCAGCCUCAGCUCUCAUUCCCAGCACGGGCAGAGUCUUCACCUGGCAAGAAUGUUGUACAAGUGUGGUGACUGCGGGAAGACUUUCAGUCGAAGCUCUCAUCUGGCAUAUCACCAGAGGCAUCACACUCAAGAGAAACCGUUUAAAUGCAGGGUGUGUGGGAAAGCUUUUGGAUGGAGCUCAAACUGUGUGCGGCACGAGAAGAUUCACACUGGGAUGAAACCUUACAAAUGUAGUUUAUGUGAGAAAGCUUUCCAGCGUCUGUCAGCCUACCGUCUGCAUCAGAAAACCCAUGCAAAACGCAAGUUUCUGGAAUCAAAAACGAAUCCAUAUGAAGAAGUUCUCAACUGCAGUAUGGAGUUUGCUUAUCAUUUGCGAGACCAAGAUGACGAGAGACCCUUUGACUGCAACCAGUGUAGAAAAUCCUUCCAUUGUAAAUCGUAUGUUGUGGAACACCAAAGGAUUCACACCCAGGAGAAACCUUAUAAAUGCACCACAUGUAGGAAGACUUUUCGGUGGAGGUCCAACUUUACUCGUCAUGUGAGGUCGCACAGAGAGGAACAGUUAUUUAAACAAGAGGAGUGUCAGGAAGACUUAAGGCAGGAGAAUUACAGUGAACCUCAGGACGCACCCUCUGGGGAGAAAACUUUCUCCUGUCAGCAGUGUGGGAAAACUUUUACUCGAAAGACAACCCUUAUAGAUCACCAGAGAGUUCACACCGGGGAGAAACCCUACCAGUGUAGCGACUGUGGGAAAGCCUUUGCCUACAGGUCGGCCUUCAUUGUUCAUAAGAAGAAGAAGCAUAACAUGAAAAGAAAAGCUGAGAGUGCUCCAACUUCUAGUCAGGACACGGUGCUCCAAGUUCCCCAGGGCAGCCACACUAAGGAAGAGCCCUACAAAUGUAGCCAGUGUGGGAAAGCCUUCCGCAAUCAUUCCUUCCUUCUCGCCCAUCAGAGAGUUCACACCAGAGAGAAGCCUUACAAGUGCAGGGAGUGUGGGAAAGCCUUCAGGUGGAGUUCCAACCUCUACCGCCAUCAGAGGCGUCACUCUUUGAAGAAACCAUAUGAGUGUCAUGAAGAGCAGAAGACUCCAACUCUGAAACCAGACAUCCUCACGGAAAAGAAACCUUUUUAUUGUCAAGAAUGUGGGAAAACCUUCACACGUAAAAGAAGUCUUUUAGAUCAUAAGGGUAUACACAGUGGAGAAAAGCGCUAUAAAUGUAAUUUGUGUGGGAAAUCUUAUGAUAGAAAUUACCGCCUCAUUAACCAUCAGAGAGUCCACUCUGCUGAGAGGCCGUUCAAAUGUCAGUGGUGUGGGAAGGAUUUUGUUGGGAGACAUACCCUUUCUCUUCAUCAGAGGAAACACAGCAGAGCGGCGCAGUCUGGGUGCAGCUUGCCUGGGUUAUCUUCUGCUCAGGACACAGGACUGAGUAUGCAGGAAUUAAAACCCAGUGGAGAAAUGCCCCCAAAAGAUCGUAAGGAGGUUGGUGACCAGAGCUCCAGGCACCCCAAACUGCAGAAUUUGCCCAUGGAGGGCAAGUGCCACAAAUGCAGCAUAUGUGGGAAAAUUUUUGACAAGCAUUCACUGCUCAUUAGUCAUAAGAGGUUUCAUACUCGAGAGAGGCCCUUCAAAUGCAGAGAGUGUGGCAAGACUUUCAGGUGGUCUUCCAACCUGGCUCGGCACAUGAAAAAUCACAUCAGAGAUUAGUGCAGGGCCUGACAGUGACAAUGACAACGGGAUGGGGAGUACCUCCUAGCUACCCUGCUAGAGAGCCUUUCGUGGUGGAGAAUGCUUCACAAAGGACCCAGCCCUCUGUAUUUUGGAAGCUAGUGGCAGAGUUCUGAGGAUUUACAAGCUUGCUGAGGCCCCAGCCCACCUGCCAGAAAGAGGUGCUGGGACAGAGCAACAAGUUCGCUGGGGCUUCUCCAGCUCCAGGAAUGGCCUGUGCAACAACAGCCCCCACCACAACUCUAAAGAGAGACCCUUUAUGGUUGUACAAAAUAUUUGAGGCCUGGUGGGCUGUAGCUGCUGAGGCUAGUUGGAUUCUGCAUUUCUCUUUGAGCUUGACCUGUGACAGUUUCUGUCCUGUUGAUACCAGAAAUAGCAGCAGCA